ACGCAUCAUCGCGGAGCGUCUCUGCUCAGCCGGGUUCCGACGUGGCAUCGCUCGCCCUCGCCUACAUCACUCCCAUUGUGUGACGCUCCGUUGGUUGGGAGCUGUCCCAGAAAUAAUGGUGCUGAAGCUGCAGCACUGGCCAGAAACCGCAAAUCACACGUACGCCCAGCCUGCACAGCCUCCUCCACGGGGCCAGCCCAGUUCCCUUCUCGGAUCGGGCGGAAUUAUACCGAUAACCGAGCGACGUCUCGCCCGUUAAACGCAGGAAUGCAGUGAGUACGACGGAGAUAUGGUGAAAAUGAUUUUACACCCUGGAAGCCCAGAGCAACUCUGUGUCAAAUGCAUCGGACCUGGAUUUGUUAACAUUUGCCUUAUUUCCAAAAAGAACCCACGGAAUUAUUCGGAAUAAAAAGCUGGGAAGAAGCUGGUGUUAAUUUUUACAAGGAACCUGACGGUAUUGCGUCCUUUAAAGCUCAAGACCGUUGCGAAACCGUGGAGCCUUGUCACUGUGUUUUUUUGGAAAUACAACAAGCGAAAAAUGGGAAGCAUGCAAAGCACAAUGUGAAAAAAGAUGGCUUUUGUGUCGACGGAUUUGUAAAUAUGAGAUGAAAACUACUGGAUGCACAAGAUGGGAGGAUAUUAGUUUAGAGACGUGCGUUGUCGGGUUAUCUGUUGUAAAAUAAGGCAAAAUCGCCGGGUCACAUUUGUAGAGUUUAUUCCUUCGGGUUUCGGCAUUUGCUUUAAAUUACAGCAGUUUAUUCUUUUUGCGCUGUUCUUUUUUUCAACCGGCAAUAUAUUGGCUGUAUGAUUAUAAAUCUUUCCUCUGAAAUCCUGCCUGGGACUCCGGUCGUAAUUGUAUUCCUGACUUUAGAACAGUCACGGACGAUUGAUUGUUGUAAGCAUUGAAAUAAGGAGUCGAUGUCUUGGUAAAUCACAGGAGGCCCCGCUCCUAUAAUUGUUUAUUGGUUUAUCUGUGCCGCAAAGCUCGCUAGAGUUUUCAAUAGUGAACGACCGCCGAUAAUAACAUGUGUUUCCUUCGACCAGAGAGAGAUGGCAAAGGAACAUUAGUGUUUAGUUGUUGCUGCAUUUUGCCCCCUUACCAUUUUAAGCAGUCUGUUGCAUUGCAACAAAAUUCACGUUUGAACAUAUACAUGCGACCACGCAUUCAAACGCACACGUAGCAUUUUACACUUAAACUAAAUAAGUAGUUGCUGGAAUACUGGGUGCAUCCCUCACGACUUUUUAUUUUAGACGCGAUCUACGUUCCUCGGUGACUGAAACAUAAAGCCGGACCAUCUAAGCUCACAGGCGUACAUUAUCAACAAAAGGGCACAUGUUGUUGAUAGUCGGUGUCAUUGUAUGGUGCUGGGGAUUGUUGAGUCACAGACAGAUGCUGCGCCACCAGGGCAUGGUGAAGAGCCGCUGUUGCGUCUUGUUCAGCGACCUUAAGGUUUUCCUGCUUAGGCCACCUGGCCCACCGGCGUCGCAGCCUUCAUUUUUACCUAUGAGCGGACCGGACACGGAGACCCACGCGAACGAAGUCGCCGACAACAACAACACUUUGAUAAACGCCCCUCAGGCCGAUGGCUGGACUGCACCUCCGGCAGAGAGCGCCACGGCGGACGACGCAAGCGGUGGAGCGGAGGGCUGGUCCAGCAGCGCAGCCGAGCGAUCGGCGACCUUAGACUGCAGCAGCUCCUCGGACGAACUGGCUAAGGAGAAGUCGGAGGAGCGACUUUCCCUUAGCAGCUGUACUGACAGCGGUGUUAGGACUCCCUUAUGCAGGAUCUGUUUUCAGGGACCCGAACAGGGGGAGCUGCUGAGCCCAUGCCGCUGCAGCGGAUCAGUGCGGUGCACCCAUCAGCCCUGUCUCAUCAAGUGGAUCAGCGAGAGGGGCUCCUGGAGCUGUGAACUGUGCUACUACAAAUAUCAGGUCAUCGCCAUCAGCACCAAGAACCCACUUCAGUGGCAGGCCAUCUCCCUGACAGUGAUCGAGAAGGUGCAGAUGGCGGCAGCUCUGUUGGGUUCCCUCUUCCUCAUCGCCAGCGUCUCCUGGCUCAUCUGGUCAUCGCUCAGUCCCUCGGCGAAGUGGCAGCGGCAGGACCUGCUCUUCCAGAUCUGCUACGGCAUGUACGGCUUCAUGGACGUCGUCUGCAUUGCGCUGAUUAUCCACGAAGGCCCAUCGGUGUACCGCAUCUUCAACCGCUGGCAGGCUGUGAACCAGCAGUGGAAGGUGUUGAACUAUGACAAGGUCAAGGACUGCGAAGACCAGAAGGCUAGUACCAGCACUAGGACCUUGUUCCUGCCAACCCAGAGGGGCAGCAGUGAGACCGGCCAGAUGCUCUCCGCCUCCACCUCCUCCCUCAUGAACGCCGCCAUGGCUCCUGUGGGUACGCCUACGCCCAGGGCAACGGCCACUCCCGUCGGCUUGACCUCCCAGGACUCCUCGGACCAGAGCAACGGUCCUCCCUCCUUGCCCGACCACCACUGUGCGUACAACAUCUUACAUCUCCUCAGUCACCUGAGGCAGCAGGAGAGCCGAGGCCAGGCCAACAGUGGCAACCGAGAGCUGGUCAUGAGAGUGACAACCGUGUGAGGAGCCUCGAGGCCUUAGCACUUAACACAAUGAUGAGGGGGGCAUUCAAGACAAGCAAAGGUGGGUCAGUGAAGUGGGAGCCCCCUCCCAUGAAGAAAAGCAUUUCCACCUGAGAAACAGCACCACCUUGCGGCAGGAGAGAGUAGGACAACAUGAGGAUGGUGAUGGGGUGGGUGGGGAGGGGGUUAGUGUUUUCUGGGUUCCCUGUCUUCAGCGAUUGAAUAAAAUUGAGAAUUCCUAGGAUUUCUAGAUGGAUUUUCCUAAAGCUCUCCGCAGCAAUUUCACUGCCAUAGAAACGGACACGCGUGUGAAUCCUUCUGCACACGCAUUACCAACGACAAAAAGAGCACAAAACCAAGAUUCAGGGAUUCAAGUCAAAUUCAGGCGGGAUUUUAGCUUUAACAACGGAUUGGCCGGUCUGUCACCGCGGCGACCUUCCGGCUCCGCCAGCCAGAGGCAGCUCGCCCCUGUGCUUAAUAAGCACCAUAAAAACCUUCCAGCCCCAAUUCCUCGAUGAUGUCAGGGCGAUCCAGCAACCCACAUGUCCACCUUGCUCCUGCAUCGGCAGACCAUCACAAGAAUUUACGCUCUUCUGAAAAGAAAGUUUCCCGUCACGGCAAACGUAAAAAAAAAAAAAGCACCUUAAUUGUCUGCAAACGCGACAUGUGGGAUUCCUUUGCUGCUACCGGGUGCCAGAAUCGCACUGCAUUCUGCUCACACCUUCCAGCCGCAGAGGGCAGCAUCACAGCCGUAUGUGAAAAAUUAAAAUAACGAAUUAAAGGAAGUGAUGUCUUUUCUCAUAACUGCGUUUUAGACCUGUGCACAAAGCUGUGUGUGUGUAUGUGUGUGCCUGUGUGUGUAUAUAUUUAUAAUUCACCUGUCCCCAUUACAGUAAACACAAACACUGUCAGUCAGGAAUGCAGGAGUC
Molecule: messenger RNA, 3524 nt
Organism: Brienomyrus brachyistius
Lineage: Eukaryota; Metazoa; Chordata; Actinopteri; Osteoglossiformes; Mormyridae
Gene: marchf4b
Product: membrane associated ring-CH-type finger 4
Exons: 5
Coding region: 1334-2596 (420 amino acids)
Biological process (GO): protein ubiquitination
Molecular function (GO): zinc ion binding; ubiquitin-protein transferase activity
Source: RefSeq, a predicted model, not a curated record